Carassius carassius (crucian carp) is the source of this 2205-nucleotide messenger RNA. Gene Ontology annotation, molecular function: DNA-binding transcription factor activity, RNA polymerase II-specific; RNA polymerase II cis-regulatory region sequence-specific DNA binding. Bases 103 to 2034 code for a protein of 643 amino acids. NCBI's taxonomy places the organism in Eukaryota, Metazoa, Chordata, Actinopteri, Cypriniformes, Cyprinidae. The record is from RefSeq and is a predicted model, not a curated record. The transcript is spliced from 5 exons. Gene Ontology annotation, biological process: regulation of cytokine production; negative regulation of transcription by RNA polymerase II; regulation of immune system process.
CUUUAUUGGGAGUUCAACGUUUUGUUUAUUUUCUUCUCACUCUGCAAACUGUCAAACCCGUGUUGAGUUGAUUUUGCUGCAUUUCCUUUAACUGAGGACACUAUGGCACAGUUUGAACUUUUUCAGAUUCAGACCGCUCUGGUCAUGUCUUUACUGACGGACUCUGCUAAACACGAGAUACGAAAGACUUUUACAUCCAGUCUCUCCAUCAAACCAAACGACACUCAGAUUCAGAUGCUUAAUUCCAUAAUGGACAGGUUUUCCAAAGAAGUGGUGCAGAAGAUUUGCAGUCUCUUCAGAUACUGUUCUUCUGGUGCACCAGUUCCAGCUCAAACAUGUUUGAAGGGUCGAGCCGAGCCGAAGAAGACUUCCUCUCACAUGGGCCGUGAUCUCAGUGGAGCAACCCAUGUCCAUAACCUAGAGAUUCAGGCAGAUGCUGUAACUCUCUCUGUGAGUCCUCUGAAGGAUCCUGCAACUACGUCUCACCAGCAACAUUCAAACACUGAACCUGCAAAGGAGAGUAAUGCAAGCAGACGUCUUAUGGUGGAGGACAGAGCAGAAGAAACCAUCCAGAAAAUAUCCAACAGUGACACUGAUGACAGGGUCUGGUCUGAAGAUCAGGAAGGAGUGUUACAGACAUCAACCAAUCAACCUGAAGUUUCACAAGCAAAAGAGUCUUUUGAAUGUGAACAGUGUGGAAAGGCCUUUCCAAAGAUGUUUUCUCUCAUGCUGCACAAACGUGUGCAUUCAAUCGUUAGACCUCACAGUUGUGAAAAAUGUGGAAAGAAAUUCACUCUGCUGAGAGCGCUAGAGACCCACCUUCGCAAACACAGGCAGGAGCUUGAAAAGAAGAAAUUUCCCUGCACUACUUGUGGAAAGAGCUUCAGAGAUCUCGCAGCGCACAAACUGGUCCAUGCGGAAGUCAAACCAUUUACCUGUGAUAUAUGCGGACAAGGAUUCACAAUCAAAAGAAGUUUAUACAUGCACCAGAGGGUGCACACGGGUGAAAAACCAUACAGAUGUGACACCUGCGGAAAGUGUUUCUCCCUGAUCGGCACGUUGAACUACCACAAGAGAAUUCAUUCGAAUGACAGGCCGAUAAAAUGCAGCCACUGCAAUAAGAGCUUCAAAUACCAUAAACUUCUGAAGCUCCACCUCCACGUGCACACGGGCGAGAGGCCACACACCUGCGACAUCUGUGGGAAAAGCUUUGCGCUUUCCGGGACUCUAAAACGGCACAUCCUCAUUCACACCGACGACAAGCCAUACGUCUGCGAGGUGUGCGGCAGAAGAUUCAACCAGAGAAGCACACUAAAAGGCCACAUGACAGUUCACGGAGAAAAACGAUUUAUGUGUGAAAUGUGUGGGAAAAAGUUCCAGUAUAAUUACCUCCUGAGGAACCACAUUCUAACACACAAUCAGAUUGGAAAUCCAGGCGAUAAGAGUAACGCUCAGCGCUGCGAUGUGUGUGGGAAGUUCCUGAGCUGUGCCUACACUUUAAAAGCUCACUUACAACUGCAUUCGGACAACAGCAAACCUUAUACGUGCACGUUAUGUGACAGAAGGUACAGCAGCAUUCCUUCCCUCCGGAUGCACGAGCAGCUUCACACGGGAGAGAAACCGUUCAAGUGCGAAAUCUGUGGUAAGGACUUUUCUCUAAAGGCUUCGUAUAAAACCCAUAUGUUUCUGCAUUCAGGAGAAAGACCUCACAAAUGUGUUUUGUGUGGGAAAAGAUUCAAGCUGUCGAGCUCUUUGAAGAUGCAUAUACGCACUCAUACUGGUGACAAACCGCACAAGUGUGACACGUGUGGGAAGGCGUUUCCUUUAUCGGGCAAUUUGAAAAGGCACAGGCUCGUGCACACCGGGGAAAAGCCAUUUACCUGUGACAUUUGUUUGAAGAGUUUCACACAGCCCAGCCAUUUGAAGGCACACAUGCACAUUCACACAGGCAAAAAGCCAUACACGUGCACUAAGUGUUGGAAAAGUUUUGCCUAUAAGAGAAAUUACAAAGACCACAAAUGUGCUCCACUUUGAGAGAUUUCAGACUGCUGAACUUGUAUCUGCCUACAGGUCCUUGGAUUUCAUGUAGGAUUGUAAAUAAUUUUGUGAAAGUUAUAAGAAAUGCUUGACUGUAUUAAUUUAUUUAUAAAAAAUAAUGUUUUCCUUGUCAUUUUGGAAAUAGUUGAACAUAAUAUUUGAAUUGUU